UCAAACUUGGUGAAGCUGCAUUGCGGGCAGGCGGCAUCGCCGGAGCGCAGUCAGUCAGUUUGAGGGGAGCAGUGAAUGAAUGCAUGAAGCGCAACUUAUAAGCUCCGGGCCCGGGCUGGGAUACUGCCAGUUCCCUUUCUCUCUCCAUUCCUUGCCUCGGGACUGUGCGGAAACUGGUGGCCGGCAGUUGCAACGAGAAGGCGUGAAUCCACAAAGGAAUGAUUGCGUUCCGUGCUCCUGACAUCCCGCCUCUCCUUAGUUUCAGGAGCAAAGUCAGGAUUGAAUGCGGGCAACUUCCCCUCUCUGGGCUGACGGACACUUGCUAGCCGAAGUAUUCCUCUAGCCUCUCAGUGUGAAGAAGGGUCUCGACCCAAAACGUCACCCAUUCCUUCUCCCCAGAGAUGCUGCCUGACCCGCAGAGUUACUCCACCACUUUGUGUCUAUUCCUCCAGAUCGCUGUGCUCCAAGUCGCUCUUGGAUUGACACUGCCCUGCAAAGGGUCUUCUCCAAACUUGGGUGGCGCGCCCCAUUCAUCCUGCUCCCUUGCCCGGCUUCUGCUCCGAGAGAAUCUACCAUUCAAUGGUGUCUGCAAUCCUCCUGUACGACCAGGUUCCGUGGAUCAAUAAGAAAGACAUCGUCUCUCGUUAACAAGUUGUGGGUUUUUUUCCAUGGGAUACCCAUAACGAUGGAAGAUCAGACCAAAGUCCAAAUAAUCACCAUAAUGGGCAAGUCGGAAAGCCAGAUGGACAUCGUGGAGAAAUCGACAAAAUUGAUGAAGAAAAGUUGGAGCUUGGUUGAAAUCGCGCUCAGUGUGUUACUCCUCCUCAUGACGAGCGCAGUGGUGGCCUUGGUUGUCCUGUAUACAACACAACAAGACAAGCAGUUUCCCAGCAGCGUGGACAAAGUGUGCAUGACCGCGGGCUGUGUGGCAGCUGCUGCAAGGCUGAUCCAGAAUAUGGAUCCAUCUGUCUCACCAUGUGAAGAUUUUUACAAAUAUGCCUGUGGGGGGUGGCUGAACAGGCACAUCAUACCCGAAACCAGCUCCAGAUACAGUAUAUUUGAUAUUCUGAGAGAUGAGCUGGAAAUCAUCCUCAAAGGUGUCUUGGAGAGACCGGAUGAUGGAGAUCGUGAUGCUUUUAAGAAAGCCAAACAACUGUAUAAAUCCUGUAUCAAUGACACUUUAAUUGCCGAGCGAGACUCUGAACCUCUGUUAACUCUGUUGGACUCCGUUGGAGGAUGGCCAGUUGCUGAACCUGACUGGGACGUUGUGGAGGAGCCUGGUUGGAGUUUGGAAAUCAUCCUGCCACAGCUGAAUGCCAACUACAAUAAGAGGGUGGUAGUGGAGAUGUUCGUUUGGACGGAUGAUAGGGACUCGAGUAGACACAUCAUUUAUAUCGAUCAACCCAGCCUGGGGAUGCCCUCCAGGGAUUAUUACUUCAGGGAUGGUAACUACAAGAGGGUACGUGAAGCCUACUUGCAGUUUAUGAUUGGAGUUGCAAAGAUGAUCAGAGUAGACAGAAACAUGACAAAAAAUGACUCCUUUGUCGAAGACGAAAUGAUGAAAGUGCUGGAGCUUGAAAUUGAAAUGGCAAAUGCAACCGCAGCUCCAGAGGAGAGGCAUGACGUUACACAGAUGUACAACAAAAUGACGCUUGCUCAGCUUCAAACAAAGUUUGACCUCCAUGGAUUUAACUGGAUGCAGUUCAUUCAGGGGGUCAUGUCAAGUGUCCACGUUGAAGUCCAUCCAGAAGAAGAAAUUGUGGUCUAUGGCACUGAAUAUCUUCAGAAACUUAAGUACAUCCUCCCCAAAUAUUCCAAGAGCACUCUUCAGAACUAUCUGGUCUGGCGGCUGGUUAUAGAUCGUGUUAGCAACUUGAGCAGGCGAUUUAAGGACGCCCGGGCAAACUACCGCAAGGCAUUGUAUGGUACCAGCGUGGAAGAGGCACGGUGGCGAGAAUGUGCCAGCUACAUCAAUGGCAACAUGGAAAAUGCAGUGGGAGCCCUUUAUGUCAGGGAGGCAUUUGCUGGCGAGAGUAAGAGAAUGGUGAAGGAUUUAAUUGAUAAAAUCCGAGAAGUGUUCAUUGAAACUUUGGACGAAUUAGAAUGGAUGGAUCCAGCUUCGAAGCAGAAAGCACAAGAAAAGGCGAUGGCAAUAAAAGAGCAAAUUGGAUAUCCAGACUAUAUACUGCAAGAGGACAAUCCCAGUUUGGAUCAGGAGUAUGCUCACUUAAACUUCAGUGAAGGCAAAUACUUUGAGAAUAUUCUUGAAAAUCUGAAGGCUGGAGCACAAAAGGGUUUGAGGAGAUUACGGGAACGUGUGGAUCAAGAUGUAUGGAUCAUUGGUGCUGCUGUUGUAAACGCUUUUUAUUCGCCGAACCGCAAUCAGAUUGUGUUUCCAGCUGGAAUUCUACAGCCUCCGUUCUUCAGCACGUACCAGCUUCAAGCUCUGAACUUUGGGGGAAUCGGGAUGGUGAUUGGCCAUGAGAUCAUACAUGGAUUUGAUGACAAUGGAAGAAACUAUGACAAGGACGGCAACAUGUAUGAUUGGUGGAGUAAUUAUUCAGCCAGCAAUUUCAAAGUGCAAUCAGGUUGCAUGGUGCAUCAGUAUGGGAACUACACCUGGGAUUUAGCUGGGGGACAGAAUGUAAGUGGGAUCAGCACUCUGGGUGAAAAUAUCGCAGACAAUGGAGGCGUCAGGCAAGCGUACAAGGCCUAUUUGAAAUGGGUGAAGAGAGAAGGAGAAGAAGUAGAAUUACCUGGCAUGAAUCUGACGCACAAACAACUUUUUUUCCUUAACUUUGCACAGGUAUGGUGUGGUUCAUACAGGCCUGAGUAUGCGAGCCAGGCCAUCAAAAUUGAUGUUCACACCCCUCUGCAAUUCAGAGUCAUUGGUUCUCUCCAAAACUUUGAAGCUUUUGCCGAGGCCUUUCAGUGCUCAAGUGGCGAAGUGAUGCACCCAGCCAAGAAGUGCCGUGUGUGGUAACCAAAGAGCAACAGCACAGUUAGUGCAGACCUUCAAAAACCUGUCGCUGAGCUCUACAGGUGGCUGAAGCCAAUAGAUGUGCCUAAUAAUCCUUCUCCAAUUAGUCACUGCCAAGGUUCUUGUUCUUGUUCGCUGUUGUUUUGGGUGUGUACAGACCAAGGAAUGGCUGUGGGCUGGUUAAACACAUCCUGCAAACAAUCACUGUUUUAUACCUUAACACGACUGUUACCUGUUACUUACAUUCAGUAAUAACAUCAAGGUGCUUUAGUCAGCAUAGAAUCCCGUACUUAAAGUGUAAACCGUUUUGUAGUUCCAGGAGUCAAUGCAAAUUGCCAGCUGAUCAAAUGGUUCAAGGAGAGGUGGACAGUUUUUGUAGUGAAAGGCACAUUAUGAUUAAUGAGGGCAAUUGUUACACUCUGGUAGAGUCUGUCUCAUAAGCAGUGCUUAAUAAUUUUAACAAUUCCUGCAUGCCAAGGCUAAAACGUGUUACAAUGACGUGUCCUAGUUGCUUGAAACCUGUUUCAGCUUCUAUUUCCCAGCUCAGGUGUACUGUGUGAAACAAUGUAACAUUUUGUGAUGAUAUUUCUUAAAAAAAUAGUUCCCCAGUGCUGCUCAACAGUAUAAACCUCUUCAUAAAGUGGUAUUUGAAAACCUUUUAUUGAUAGCAUUCAAUGUGCUUUAGUCCAAGUAUGAAAUCUUUCACAAGCUGCACCUUAUUUUUUAUAUGUUUAAUCAUGUAUCAAUGAUUUAUACUAUAUUGUUUGUAUCCAAAAAAACUAUCAUUUGAGAAAUCAUCUUUUAAUGGUCUAUUUAAUCUUGGUGAGUUGUGUUUGAUUUUAAUAUAUUGCUGU
Messenger RNA from Amblyraja radiata (thorny skate), 3834 nucleotides. RefSeq names its product membrane metalloendopeptidase like 1 (gene mmel1). NCBI's taxonomy places the organism in Eukaryota, Metazoa, Chordata, Chondrichthyes, Rajiformes, Rajidae. The record is from RefSeq and is a predicted model, not a curated record. Bases 686 to 2983 code for a protein of 765 amino acids. Gene Ontology annotation, biological process: protein processing. Gene Ontology annotation, molecular function: metalloendopeptidase activity. The transcript has 23 exons. Gene Ontology annotation, cellular component: plasma membrane.